AAACCCAUUUCUCUGUGUUUUACUCUGAUCUUCUGAAGGUAUGGAUAUAGAAAGUGUUGAAGAAGGAUCAACAACUAGGUCUCUGAUUAUUAAAGAAAAACCUAAAGCACAUGGAAAUGGUGAUGACGAUGGAGGCAGAGGUGUUGGCGGCCCGGAGAGUGGUGGCUCAGCUACAGCAGUGGUUGUGCUCAGCACCUUGGUGGCUAUCUGUGGUUCUUAUGAAUUUGGUGCUGCUGUGGGAUAUUCAUCACCUGCAGAGUCUGGAAUCAUGGAUGAUUUGGGCCUCUCUGUGACAGAGUAUUCAUUCUUCGGCUCAAUAAUGACAAUUGGAGCAAUGAUAGGUGCUGUGACAUCUGGGAAAAUAGCUGAUCUCAUUGGUCGGAGGGGUAUAAUGAGGCUUUCAGCACUACUCUGUGUCCUGGGAUGGUUUGCAAUAAUGUUCUCAAAGGGUGCUUGGUCGCUUGACCUUGGAAGGCUGUCAAUAGGAUGUGGCGUUGGGCUUAUUUCUUAUGCGGUACCAGUAUAUAUAGCUGAGAUAUCACCUAAGAAUCUUCGAGGAGGAUUUACAGCAACUCAUCAGUUCAUGCUAACUAUUGGUUCAGCACUGAUGUAUUUUAUUGGAACUUCUGUCAAUUGGCGGAUAUUAGCAGCAAUAGGAGCUAUUCCUGCGGUAGUACAGCUUGUAGGUCUCUUCUUCAUUCCAGAGUCCCCUAGAUGGCUGGCAAAGAUUGGCCGAGAGAAUGACUGUGAAGCUGCUCUAAGGCGCCUUAGAGGAGAAAAAACUGACAUUUCUCUGGAAGCAGCUGAGAUUAUAGAUUACACAGAAACCAUGAAACAGCUCUCCGAGGGUAAGAUUCUAGACUUGCUGCAGUGGAGAUAUGCCCAUUCACUUGUGGUCGGAGUUGGGCUGAUGAUACUGCAACAAUUUGGAGGGUGCAAUGGGAUUGGGUUUUAUGCAAGUUCUAUAUUUGUAUCAGCUGGUUUUCCAUCUAAGAUUGGGACUAUAGCCAUGGCAGCUGUUCAGAUUCCAACAACAAUAAUGGGUAUAUUCUUAAUGGAUAAAUCUGGAAGAAGACCACUUCUCUUGGUUUCUUCAGCAGGAACAUGCUUGGGUUGCUUCCUUGUAGGGCUGUCAUUUUUAUUGCAGGACUUCAACCAGUGGAAGGAGUUGACUUCCAUCUUAGUGCUUGUUGGUAUGGUGGCAUUUAAUGCAUUUUUCGGAAUAGGAAUGGCAGGAAUACCGUGGCUUAUAAUGUCAGAGAUAUUCCCAAUAAACAUGAAGGGCUCAGCUGGAAGUCUUGUGUCUUUAGUCAACUGGUCAUUUUCUUGGAUUGUCACCUAUGCUUUUAACUUCAUGAUGGAAUGGAGCUCAGCAGGAACAUUCUUCAUAUUUGCAAGUAGUGGUGGAUUAACCAUUCUGUUUGUCGCUAAGCUAGUCCCGGAGACCAAGGGAAGAACACUUGAAGAAAUACAGGAAACCAUGAACCCAUUUUCAGCAACAGAAUAAGCUGUAUAUCCAUCCUUAUUCGGUGAUAAAUUCCCGUGCUACAAUCUGUCAUCUUGUAUACUUCAUGCUAAGGCCUCUUUAACUUCAUGGUUCAAUUACUUGACAUUCUUCACUCCAGCCACAAGGUUGCAGGUUCAGACCAAUUUGGAAUGAAAUUCAACAAAUACUCUGUCAUUCCUUGAAUCAUACAAAUUGAAUCAACUUCUUAGAUUUCAUUCCAAUCAUA
Messenger RNA from Vitis riparia (riverbank grape), 1733 nucleotides. Its product is annotated as sugar transporter ERD6-like 5. Gene Ontology annotation, biological process: transmembrane transport; carbohydrate transport. Bases 41 to 1507 code for a protein of 488 amino acids. Gene Ontology annotation, molecular function: sugar transmembrane transporter activity. The transcript has 18 exons. The record is from RefSeq and is a predicted model, not a curated record. NCBI's taxonomy places the organism in Eukaryota, Viridiplantae, Streptophyta, Magnoliopsida, Vitales, Vitaceae. Gene Ontology annotation, cellular component: membrane.